CGACACAAGUUCAUAGUGGAUCAAAUCAGCUUAUGCGCGUAGGUUUGUAAUGUAACGACGAUUGUAAUACCUUUUCUUUAUAUAAACUAAAAUGCAGGAUUCAAUUCAACUUUGUGCCCGGGCAAUGUUACUCACCACGAAUACCUCCAGGUUACUAGACUCUCUCUCGCUGGUUGGCAAGGGACGUGAUGUUGGACUCAAUCAGAUUGCUUUGUUUGAGGGGAAAGUUGCAGGUGGUAACGGGGAACAAGUCCUUAGUAGAGAUGUCUACAGGCUUGGUCAGCUUUUUGAUUUCUUCAGAAUGCUAUCGUUCUACUUCACAACUGUGGGAUACUACUUUUGUACCAUGAUAUUUCUUGCUAAAGAUACUGCUAUUGAGGGUAAAGAGCCCAGACUUUCGCAAGAGGAGCUAUGGGACAGGAUUUUAAGGGACGAAUACAUGAAAUAUGCUGUUCAAGAGUGUUAUUAUACCCUCAAGUUAGUCCUCACAUCUGUGUUGGAUACUGAGGGUAAGAAGUGGGUUGAGAGAGUAUAUGACGAGAUUCAGAGAAGCAUAGCUAAUAGGAGCAUACUUGUUGAUAUUGAAUUGAAUAAGCUACCACUAAGGAUUCAGAAGUUACUGCACUGUUGGGAAUACUGGAAGCUAGACACAAUGAUAAUGGGCGGGCGCCUCAUUCAGCUUGGAGAAAUUAUGAUGAUUUCAACGAGUACUUUUGGUCACUUAAUUGCUUUGAACUUAGUCGGCCAUGGAGAAUAACUUCACCCUUCUUUCUGAAGCCGACACCAAGAUCAAAGAUAUUUUGCAUUUUGGCAUGCUGUUUUGGGAGGCAAAUUUAGUUUUGCUUAUUUUCUACUAGUAAGUUUCAAGUAAUGUUUCAUUAUGCUUUUGUGGUAGUAAGUUUAUAUCAUGCUAUAUGUGACAAUGCUUUAGAUUAAGCCCUUGGUGAGUCCCACAAGGUUUGUGGUUGGAAUGGAUAUUCAGCAGUACUCGUGGCAUGAUUUUGUUUCCAAAAGUAAGAUACUCUUGCCCCAAGCUCUCUGUUUGAUUUAUUGUAGACUCAAAAAUUAAUGUUAUUGGAGAAAAACAAACUUUUCAAUUUUGCACAUAGAAAGUGAACUAGAAAUAAAAAAAGUGGUUUUUG
Molecule: messenger RNA, 1142 nt
Organism: Cuscuta campestris
Lineage: Eukaryota; Viridiplantae; Streptophyta; Magnoliopsida; Solanales; Convolvulaceae
Source: the annotation of a GenBank genome assembly